AUGGUCACCUCCGAGUCCGUGAUGCUGUACCGUCAGGAGGCGCCGGUGCUGGCCAGCUGUUUCUCGACUGACAGCACCAAGUUCUUUGCCGGUGGCUGCAGCAACACGGUCAUGGCGUACGACCUCGUCAGCCGUAACCCGACCGGCAUGCUGGUGGCGAAACAUGACAAGCCGGUCAUAGGAGUCUACUGGGUGCAAAAGUUUAACGCCAUAAUGACCACGAGCUGGGACGGCAAAAUAUGCAUGUGGGACGGCAGGCAGCAGCAACCGGUGUGGUCUGAGAACAUCGAGACCAAGAUUUUCACCUCACAUUUCAGACCGAACAUUGCGUGUGUCGCCGGGAGCAACGGAAAGAUUCACGCGUGGAAUUUGGACAAUAUCCAGCACGCGAAAAGCAGGGUCACGUUGGACUCCAUCCUCAAGACCCAAGUGCGUUCGCUUUGCCUCUUCCCCAACGUGACUGACAAGUCUGGGAUUGUGUACACGUCAAUUGGCGGCCGCGCGGUCGUGAGCUACUUCAUGGAGGAGAACAGGUCGCAGAACUUCUCUUUCAAGUGCCACCGGCAGGACGUGCCGGGCAAGUCCACGCAGAUAUACGCGGUCAACGCGGUGGACUUCCACAACAUCCACGGCACCUUCGUCACUGGUGGUGGCGACGGCAACUUCACCAUAUGGGACAAGGAACACAGGUCGCGUGUGAAGACAUUCAACAACGUCGACUCCCCCGUCGUCGACGUCAAGCUGCACUCCGAAACGAACAUGCUGGCGUACGCCACCAGCUACGACUGGUACAAGGGCUUCGAUCAGGACCUGUUAAUGAAGAGCAGACGUCAAAUCGGGAUUAUGCAGCAUACGGCUGCCACACCAGCCGCUUGCUGUGGAUUUCCUGCCGGAGCUGCGAGGGUAGGCCUGCGGUUGUCACACACUAGUGCUUCCAGGCGUCGUGAACCAUCCGGGGAUGUCGUUUUCAGGCACCUGGCCUGCGGCCUGCAGUCGGAACCCGACGACAAGGUCGCUCUUUACGUGCUGGAGGUUGCUCUGCCGUCGGAGCCCUUGAAGGAGGAGAUUCGUCGCUACAGCAACUGCGUGGACUACGAGGGGUUCCCGCUUCCCGGCCACCCCGAGCCGAUGUACCAGUGUGUCACCAAGGCGGAGCUGGACUCCGGCAUACACAGCCUGAGGUCGCACAGCUACGACGACAACUGUUACCUAGCCGCCAAACAGAAGGACGGUGCGUCCGGAGCACAGAUUCCACAUCUCCAUGCAGUGUUCGUCUACAAGAUCGAUGGCGGUGCCAACGAGGAAGGGGACAUGAAGCCGUUGCUCGAAUUUAAGGAUCACAAUGACGAGGGCUACGGUCUCGCAUUUCACAAGAUACGGCCCAUCCUGGGGUCCUGUUCCGAGGACGGUCUCUUCAACGUCUGGGAUCUUUCGGCGGGCGUACUUACGUACCAGUUCCACUCACUUGAGGGGCUCAACUCCGUGGAGUUGCUCGAGCACGAGAACCAGGCGCUCGUCGCCUCGGAGGACGGCCACGUGCUGAUCAUGGACCUAAGGCAGCCUAAUGUUGCCGCGAAAACUGGCAAGGCCGACGGCGCCGUCAACAGCGUUACGAACCACUGCAUCAACACCGACAUCUUCGCCUCCGGAACCACCAACGGGGUUGUACACUUGUGGGACCUGCGUAGGCUUGACUCGCCUUUGCGCGAGAUCCAGGCGCACAAGUCGCCCAUAAUCAAGCUCCAGUUCAACAACUUAUGCCCCACUCUGAUUGCCAGCGCCGCUGAGGACGCCACCGUGCGCGUCUUCGACCUGGAGGCCUCCGAGAGCGACGAAGAGGAUGAAGCGUCUCCCAGCAACGACGACGAGGGUGACGAGAGCGAGCCCAACGAGCUGCUGUUCACGCACACCGGGCACCGCGAGAACGUCUACGACUUCUGCUGGGGUACUGACGGAGUUACUGAGACGUACAUUGCCUCCGUGGGCGAUGACUAUGGUCUCCAGCUUUGGCAGAUGACCGACGAUGUGCUGGACUUCUCGGACGAGGAGACCAGUUAA
Molecule: messenger RNA, 2058 nt
Organism: Babesia ovata
Lineage: Eukaryota; Apicomplexa; Aconoidasida; Piroplasmida; Babesiidae
Product: mRNA export protein, putative
Exons: 10
Coding region: 1-2058 (685 amino acids)
Biological process (GO): RNA export from nucleus; transcription-dependent tethering of RNA polymerase II gene DNA at nuclear periphery
Cellular component (GO): nuclear pore
Molecular function (GO): ubiquitin binding; RNA binding
Source: RefSeq, a predicted model, not a curated record